This is a messenger RNA of Podarcis muralis (Common wall lizard), 2155 nucleotides long. RefSeq names its product dynein axonemal assembly factor 3 (gene DNAAF3). Gene Ontology annotation, biological process: axonemal dynein complex assembly; motile cilium assembly. Lineage: Eukaryota; Metazoa; Chordata; Lepidosauria; Squamata; Lacertidae. The record is from RefSeq and is a predicted model, not a curated record.
UUUCCCCGGGGCUGCGAAGGAAAGAGGGAGGCAUUUCUAGAGCGGGGUGGCUGGGAGGAAGGCUGAGACCAAGCGGGGCGGCGGCGGCGGCUCCGUUUUGGGGAAGGGAAGUUUAAAAAUGUACGGGAAGAGGGUUGAAUUCAACCUUAUGGAACCGAAGGGAAUCGGGCUACCAUGGGUGUGUUUGUGUUGCGUUUGCGGGAAGUGAGGUUGCGAGGGCCGAGCGAGGUUUAGCUACAAGCCCAGCGGUGGCGGAGGAGGAUUUGCGUGUGAACCAUGACAGCAGCAGGAAGCGGCAAUGGUUUUGGCACCACAUCUUGGUGGGGCUUUUCUCCAGCACUUGACCUACAGGCCACAUAGCCAUUUCACUUUCCCAACAGGUCUGGAGGCCUCUAUGGAACAUCUGCAGCUGUCCCAGGAUGGUAUUCCCGAACUGAACAUCCUGCUAGUGGGAUCAGUAGACGGCCGUCAUAUCCUCAAGACAAUGAGUCAGGCGCACCGGUGGCCACGGCGGAAAAUCAAUUUCUACGUGCUGGAGAACAAUCUGGAAGCCCUGGGUCGGCAGCUGCUGUUUCUGAGUCUGGCUGUGGAGCCUCUAGAGAAGAUGGGGCUGCAAGAGAAAAGUGAGACGUUCUUGGAGCUGAUGGGGAACACACUGCUCCGAGGCCAAACAGCUGCUUAUCUGCAGGAGAAGGCAAAGCUCUUCAUCCGCUAUGUCACAGACCCCGAUUUCCAGCAAGCUCAUCUGCCCCUCGUUGACUUGUCUGCCCUCAAGUUCAAGGAGAGGGACCAGCUGGAGGCCAUCUUCAAGUUCUGGCGGAAUCCUGACCCGCAGACUUUCCAGAUCAAGCAGCUCUGGGAUCUGCGACUCCGGCAGUACCUGGGGGCCCGCUAUGACUCUCGCCGUGGGGUGUGCGACUGGGACCUUAAUAUGAAGCUGCAUGAACAUGGGGCCAAGGUGAUAAACUUCCGUGAGUUUUACCGGUGGCGGGACACAGGCAUGGCCUUUGAAAUGCGGGAAGCCCCCUACGACAUCCCCAACAAGACCUUGGCAUCUGGCCGCCUCCUCAGACAUAAAGGGGAACGAAUACCAGCACGGGGAUAUUGGGGAGACGUAGCCACAGGCCCCUACAUCAUUUUUGGGAUUGAGGCAGAAGAUCCCAGCCUGCUGAAAACGACCAAUGGCAUCCCCAGUAAGAGUUCCCAGGAAAUCUCCUUGCACAAUGUCACUGCCCUGUUGUAUGAACUCAGCUAUAACACUCGCUAUGACCCAUCAGCACCCUCUGAUGAGGAGGGAAUUAGUGGCAACUUGCAGGGGGCUGGUGACCAUUCCAAGCUGGGUGUUAACGGUGGCCCUCCUUCCGUAGAAGAUGCCAGAGUCUGCUUCUUGCCUCUCAACUGCCUGCCUGAUCUCCACCACAAAGGCAAAUACCAACAGCUCUUCAAUCUCAUAUUCGUCUCUUGCAGCAUGGUGCAUGUCCUAAAACCAAAUGUCAAUCUGAUUGCAGCCCCGAAAGCCACUCUUAUUGUUGAGCUGACAAACUUCCUGCCUGACCUCCACAAGGAGCAGGUCUCUGUGUUCUCCUCUCAAGUAGCCAAACAAGUGGCUGAGGCAGGAUUUGUUCCAGUCCAAGCAGCAGACAAGAAACCCUUCUCCUUGUUCCAACUUGGGCAUCAGGAGGCUGGAGAGAUCUGUAAUGAGUUCCCUGCGCUCGAGAUGACAACACCCGGUCCCUGAGGUUCCCCCCUCUGUACACUAGUUUCCUUCAUAACCAUUAUUUUUAAAAGAAAAAUAAUUAGUUUCAGACGUGAGUUUCUUAUGGAAUCGGUACAGCUCAGUCACGCAAGCUUUUCUUUUCUUUUUUACAUUUAACCUUGCUGUGGAAAAUCCAAGAAGUAAAAACGAUGCAUUAUGCAUGCACAGUCACUGCUGCUAUAGAAGCUCAUCAGUGUUUGGGUUUUUUUUGGUGGGCCAGUUGUCAUGUGUGUAGUGGCAUUUCAGCGGUUGCUUUCGGGGACGCCUGCUUUCGUUUGCUCCUUAGCUGAGCUGUUUUGUUUCCAGCGACUCCCCAAUACCAGAAAAGUUCAUUUCCGCCCAUUGCUGUGUCCUGGUGGGACUUUUGAUAUAAAAAAUAAUAAAAAUAUUGUAAAGGGU